Messenger RNA from Aplysia californica (California sea hare), 1856 nucleotides. Its product is annotated as deformed epidermal autoregulatory factor 1 homolog. Gene Ontology annotation, biological process: positive regulation of transcription by RNA polymerase II. The record is from RefSeq and is a predicted model, not a curated record. Lineage: Eukaryota; Metazoa; Mollusca; Gastropoda; Aplysiida; Aplysiidae. Gene Ontology annotation, molecular function: RNA polymerase II cis-regulatory region sequence-specific DNA binding; DNA-binding transcription activator activity, RNA polymerase II-specific.
CGCGAGCCUCUCCGGUUACGUGGAGCGUGAUAAAGGAUCGGAGUUGAUUGCCGCCGAUUGCCCGAGAGAGGGGUGGCGAGGGGGAGGGGAAUACAGACGGAACGCCAGCGCUCCUCGCUUCUCAUUGGCCGCCCGGCUUGUCAGUUUCCCUCAGACUUGGCCGCCCUCCGGUCGCCCUCGCCCUCGUCUCGUCAGUUACGGCGAUAGAUCCGUGCGCGAACAGUCGGACGGAGGCGACGCCGAGCUGUGGUGGUGUAAAUAGAGACAAAUUGUGUGCUUCGUGUGUGUAACUUCUUGUAAGUUUACAGCUUUGUUUUGGAGAGUAACGACUUUUGUCUGCUCACGAUUACAGUAGGGUACGUUCUUUGUCAGCCGGAUCGUUCUGAUUUCUUCUGUUCUGGAUUGUUGUAUUCAAAACUCUUGUGUGGUUAUUAGAAAGAUUCGUUCAGGAGGAUUACUCGACUCGCAACGCGCAGUCUCUGUGUACCGACAGUACAACGUUCACUACGGGAGGAGAGACUUCACAACUUUUUCAAAACUUGUUCAUUUGACCAGCGGUUGUUGUUUUGCGUUACUUUCAGCCUGUGUUGUACUUGUACUUCGAAGUUGGAAUAUCUUCAUUAUAUUGGUAUUAUUAUACUAUUUCACAAAAUUCCCCCAAAGUCUUUGUGUGACUUCGGAAAGAAAAACAAUUCAAUCGGAAUCUAGAUCUAGUUAGUUCUACUGUACACAACUUUCCGGAGUAAUGCGAGUCCCCCGCUAGCGCGCUGGACUUCGUGACGUCAUACGCUGGUCAUCCCGUGCCGCGGGUGCCCGGUAGCGUGAUGAGCCUGUCUCGUGCACACGACGGUCCCGGUGAGCUGAGUGUCCAGUCGACGGUGAGUGCCCUGCACAUCCCGGCCUCGCACGCCUUCAUCCCCUUCCAACAGUUCUCCAUCUCGGACGCGGGGCUACGUAACCCGGCCGACGACAACAACAACAAAACCGCCGCCGGUGUCGGUGUUUCUGGCGGCGGAGGGGCGGCGGCUGCUGCUCUGCCGGUGGUGUCUGUGGUGGCCGCCGUGUCCGGUCUUUGCCCGGCCCUGCCAGUGGUCAGCAUGCAGCAGCAGUCGCAGUUACCACAAGCCGUGGUCGCGCAGACCAUCAUCCCGACCGUUGUGACGCCCGUAGCGGUUCAAGCCGCCGCUAACGGCAUCACGCCCACGUCCACCAUCACGAUGGCCAACACCAUCAGCGACAUCAGCCACUUAUCAUCGCUGCACGCACAACAACAGCAGCAUCUCGCCAACGCGGGUUUGAACCUCAGCGUUCAGGCGAGUAUGGCGAACAACGUUGUCAACGCUCAAACCAGCUCGCAGUCGUCGAGCAAACCCGGCAUCAUCAACAACAGCAGCAACAGCUCCAACAGCAGCAACAGCAGUAGCUCUUCCUCCAACUCCAGCAGUAACGGCGGACUACCAAACGGCGCCUCCAAAUCCAACACCCCAUCAUCUUCUGCGUCCAAACCGGCUCAGCCUAACAACGGCCAAAAUCUGAGCUCGGAGCAGACGGACGAUUUGGUCAAGCCUGUCUUCAAAGACGGCGAGCUAGUCCUGGAAGUGGAGUGCGGACAGAACAAAGGAAUCCUGUACUUAUCCAAACUGUGCCAGGGGAGUAAAGGGCCGUGCAUCAGCUUCCAGAGCUCCUGGCUCACUCCCAAUGAGUUCCAGUUCGUGUCCGGUCGGGAGACGGCCAAAGACUGGAAGCGCUCUAUCCGACAUCACGGCAAGAGUCUGAAGCUGCUGCUGGCAAAGGGCAUCCUGGCGGUACAUCCUACUAUGUGUGACUGUGACGGCUGUAGGCAGGGGGCUACUCUG